GAGAAGGGCCCGCUGGAAGUUAAGAUGGCGGCGCGUGUGUGAGCGCGGUGCGGGACGAGCCUCCUCCCGGCGUCGCCGUAGCUUAGCCGGCUCUCCUUCGAGUCCUGCGCGUCUCCCAGCGAGCCCAGCGCUCCGCCGACGGCCGCGAGCACCCCCGGGGGAGGGCCGGAGGCCGAGCGCCCCCCUCCCCCCCGCCCCCAUUGUGUGCCCGGCCCCCGCCCGCCCGCCUCCCUCCCUCCCGCCGCCGGGGGGGGCGGCGGCGGCGGCGCCGGCGCCGACCAUGACCUCGAUCCACUUCGUGGUGCACCCGCUGCCGGGCACCGAGGAUCAGCUCAAUGACCGGUUAAGGGAAGUAUCAGAGAAGUUGAACAAAUAUAAUUUAAACAGCCACCCCCCUCUGAAUGUAUUGGAACAGGCUACUAUUAAACAGUGUGUGGUGGGACCAAAUCAUGCUGCGUUUCUUCUUGAGGAUGGUAGAGUCUGCAGGAUUGGUUUUUCAGUUCAGCCAGACAGAUUGGAAUUGGGUAAACCUGAUAAUAGCGAUGGUUCAAAGUUGAGCAGUGGCUCAGGGGCAGGAAGGACAUCCAGGCCAGGCAGGACUAGUGACUCCCCAUGGUUUCUGUCUGGUUCUGAAACUCUGGGCAGACUGGCAGGCAACACCCUUGGGAGUCGCUGGAGUUCAGGGGUUGGUGGAAGUGGAGGAGGAUCUUCUGGGAGGUCAUCUGCUGGAGCUCGAGAUUCUCGAAGGCAGACCAGAGUUAUACGCACAGGGCGAGACAGAGGAUCCGGACUGCUGGGGAGUCAACCACAACCAGUGAUUCCAGCAUCAGUCAUUCCAGAGGAACUCAUUUCACAGGCACAAGUUGUUCUACAAGGGAAGUCCAGAAGUAUUAUCAUUCGGGAACUCCAGCGAACAAAUCUUGAUGUAAAUCUUGCUGUAAAUAAUUUGUUAAGUCGUGAUGAUGAAGAUGGAGAUGAUGGGGAUGACACAGCAAGUGAAUCAUACCUUCCUGGAGAGGAUCUUAUGUCUCUUCUGGAUGCUGACAUACAUUCUGCUCACCCAAGUGUCAUUAUUGAUGCUGAUGCUAUGUUUUCAGAAGAUAUUAGUUACUUUGGUUAUCCAUCCUUUCGGCGCUCAUCACUUUCCAGGCUAGGCUCAUCCAGAGUUCUCCUUCUUCCCUUAGAGAGAGACUCUGAGCUGUUGCGUGAACGUGAGUCCGUUUUACGUUUGCGUGAACGAAGGUGGCUUGAUGGAGCCUCAUUUGAUAAUGAAAGAGGCUCUACAAGUAAGGAGGGGGAACCAAACCUGGACAAGAAGAAUGCACCUGUUCAAAGUCCUGUUUCUCUAGGAGAAGACUUACAGUGGUGGCCAGAUAAGGAUGGAACAAAGUUUAUCUCUAUUGGAGCCCUAUAUUCUGAGCUUGUGGCAGUUAACAGUAAAGGAGAACUCUAUCAAUGGAAGUGGAGUGAAUCAGAGCCUUAUAGAAAUGCACAGAAUCCUUCCCUACACCAUCCACGCGCCAUGUUCUUGGGAUUAACCAAUGAAAAGAUUGUGCUCCUUUCUGCAAAUAGUAUUAGAGCAACUGUUGCCACUGAAAAUAACAAGGUUGCUACCUGGGUGGAUGAAACUUUAAGCUCAGUAGCAUCUAAAUUAGAACAUACUGCACAGACGUACUCAGAGCUUCAGGGAGAACGGAUUGUUUCCUUACAUUGUUGUGCUCUUUAUACAUGUGCUCAGCUAGAGAAUAACUUGUACUGGUGGGGUGUAGUUCCUUUCAGCCAAAGGAAGAAAAUGCUAGAAAAGGCCAGAGCAAAAAAUAAAAAGCCUAAGUCCAGUGCUGGUAUCUCCUCCAUGCCAAAUAUAACUGUUGGAACCCAGGUGUGCUUAAGAAAUAACCCCCUAUACCAUGCUGGAGCAGUUGCUUUUUCAAUCAGCGCUGGAAUUCCAAAAGUGGGUGUGUUAAUGGAAUCUGUUUGGAACAUGAAUGACAGCUGUCGAUUUCAGCUUCGGUCACCAGAGAGCUUGAAAAAUAUGGAGAAAGCCAGCAAGACUACAGAGGCCAAGCCUGAAAGUAAGCAGGAACCAGUGAAAACUGAGAUGGGUCCUCCACCUUCCCCAGCUUCCACUUGCAGUGAUGCAUCUUCAAUAGCAAGCAGCGCAUCAAUGCCAUAUAAGCGACGACGAUCAACUCCUGCUCCAAAAGAGGAGGAGAAAGUGAAUGAGGAGCAGUGGUCUCUGAGGGAAGUUGUGUUUGUAGAAGAUGUUAAGAAUGUUCCUGUUGGCAAGGUGCUAAAAGUGGAUGGUGCUUAUGUUGCUGUCAAAUUUCCAGGCACUUCUAGUAAUACAAACUGUCAGAGCAGUUCUAAUUCAGAUCCAGAUCCUUCCUCUCUUCUCCAGGAUUGCAGGCUGCUCAGGAUAGAUGAACUACAGGUCGUAAAAACUGGGGGAACUCCGAAAGUUCCGGACUGUUUUCAAAGGACACCUAAAAAGCUGUGUAUUCCUGAAAAAACAGAGAUUCUAGCAGUAAAUGUAGAUUCAAAAGGAGUUCAUGCUGUCCUGAAAACUGGGAAUUGGGUUCGAUACUGCAUAUUUGACCUCGCUACUGGAAAGGCUGAACAGGAAAACAAUUUCCCUACUAGCAGCAUUGCAUUCCUGGGUCAGAAUGAGAGAAGUGUUGCUAUUUUUACAGCUGGACAGGAAUCUCCUAUUAUUCUUAGAGAUGGAAAUGGUACAAUCUAUCCAAUGGCAAAAGACUGUAUGGGUGGGAUACGAGACCCUGACUGGCUUGAUCUUCCACCUAUCAGUAGUCUUGGAAUGGGUGUUCAUUCCUUAACAAAUCUUCCUGCCAACUCAACCAUCAAAAAGAAAGCUGCAAUUAUUAUUAUGGCUGUUGAGAAACAAACCUUAAUGCAGCACAUUCUCCGAUGUGACUUUGAGGCUUGCAGACAAUACCUGAUGAAUCUUGAACAAGCAGUUGUCUUGGAUCAGAACCCACAAGUGCUGCAGACAUUCCUUGGCCACAGAUGUGAUGGAAACCGCAAUAUUCUGCAUGCUUGUGUGUCUGUAUGCUUUCCAACCAGCAACAAAGAAACAAAAGAGGAAGAGGGACUACCUCAUUCAGUGCACAAGAUGGACGGUGCUCACCGAAUGGAAGCUGAGCGCUCUGAAAGGAAUACGUUUGCUGAAAGGCUCUCAGCUGUGGAAGCAAUUGCAAAUGCAAUUUCAGUUGUGUCAAGUAACGGUCCAGGAAGUCGAGCAGGAUCAUCAAGUAGCAGAAGUCUGAGGUUAAGAGAAAUGAUGAGGAGAUCCUUGAGAGCUGCUGGACUGGGCAGACAGGAAGCUGGUGCUUCAUCGAGUGAUCACCAGGACCCAGUCUCUCCACCAAUAGCUCCUCCCAGCUGGGUUCCAGAUCCUCCUGCGAUAGAUACAGAUGGUGACAUUGAUUUUAUCCUGGCCCCCGCUGUGGGAUCUCUUACCACAGCAGCGACUGGCACCGGCCAAGGACCGAGCACCUCCACGAUACCAGGGCCUUCUACUGAACCAUCUGUAGUGGAAUCAAAAGAUCGGAAGGCAAAUGCCCAUUUCAUACUGAAGUUACUGUGCGAUAGCGUUGUUUUACAACCUUACCUUCGAGAACUGCUUUCAGCCAAGGAUGCAAGAGGCAUGACACCAUUCAUGUCAGCAGUCAGUGGCCGGGCAUAUCCUGCUGCAAUUACAAUUCUAGAAACUGCACAAAAAAUUGCUAAAGCUGAAGCGACUUCAAGUGAAAAAGAAGAUGAUGUGUUUAUGGGAAUGGUUUGUCCUUCUGGUACAAAUCCAGAUGACUCUCCUUUGUACGUUUUGUGUUGUAAUGAUACGUGCAGUUUUACCUGGACUGGUGCAGAGCAUAUUAACCAAGAUAUAUUUGAAUGCCGAACGUGUGGCCUGUUAGAAUCUCUUUGUUGUUGCACAGAGUGUGCAAGGGUGUGUCACAAAGGACACGACUGCAAACUGAAACGAACAUCCCCCACAGCUUACUGUGAUUGCUGGGAAAAGUGCAAGUGUAAAACGCUAAUUGCAGGACAGAAGUCUGCUCGCCUUGAUCUCCUCUACCGUCUGCUUACCACCACAAACCUUGUAACUAUGCCAAAUAGCAGGGGAGAACAUCUUCUGCUGUUUUUAGUACAGACAGUUGCCAGGCAAACUGUGGAACACUGCCAAUACAGACCACCUAGAAUUAGGGAAGAUCGCAAUCGUAAAACUGCAAAUCCUGAGGAUUCCGAUAUGCCUGAUCAUGAUUUAGAACCUCCUCGAUUUGCCCAGCUUGCUUUGGAACGUGUUUUGCAAGACUGGAAUGCACUGAAAUCUAUGAUAAUGUUUGGAUCCCAAGAAAAUAAAGACCCUCUUAGUGCAAGCAGUAGGAUAGGCCAUCUUUUGCCUGAAGAACAAGUUUACCUCAAUCAGCAAAGUGGAACUAUUCGCUUGGACUGUUUUACACACUGCCUUAUUGUUAAGUGCACAGCAGACAUUUUGCUCCUAGAUACUCUACUGGGUACUCUUGUAAAAGAAUUACAAAACAAGUAUACACCUGGACGCAGAGAAGAAGCUAUUGCUGUUACAAUGAGAUUCCUGCGCUCUGUGGCAAGGGUGUUUGUCAUUCUUAGCGUUGAAAUGGCGUCUUCCAAAAAGAAAAACAAUUUUAUCCCGCAGCCAAUUGGGAAAUGUAAACGUGUAUUCCAGGCAUUAUUGCCUUAUGCUGUUGAAGAGUUGUGCAAUGUAGCAGAAUCUCUAAUUAUUCCAGUCAGGAUGGGAAUUGCACGUCCUACAGCACCCUUCACUCUAGCUAGCACUAGUAUAGAUGCCAUGCAGGGAAGUGAAGAACUGUUUUCUGUGGAGCCUCUACCACCAAGACCUUCCUCUGACCAGUCUAGCAGUUCGAGUCAGUCUCAGUCAUCCUACAUCAUAAGGAAUCCUCAGCAAAGACGAAUCAGCCAGUCGCAGCCAGUUCGUGGCAGGGAUGAAGAACAAGAUGAUAUAGUUUCAGCAGAUGUGGAAGAGGUUGAGGUUGUUGAGGGGGUAGCUGGUGAGGAAGACCACCACGAUGAGCAGGAAGAACAUGGUGAAGAAAAUGCUGAAGCAGAAGGGCAGCAUGAUGAGCAUGAUGAAGAUGGCAGUGAUAUGGAGUUGGAUUUGCUAGCUGCUGCUGAAACAGAAAGUGACAGUGAGAGUAACCACAGUAAUCAGGACAAUGCUAGUGGGCGCAGAAGUGUUGUCACUGCAGCUACUGCUGGGUCAGAAGCAGGAGCUAGCAGUGUUCCAGCAUUUUUUUCUGAAGAUGACUCUCAAUCAAAUGAUUCUAGUGACUCGGAUAGCAGCAGCAGUCAGAGUGAUGACAUGGAACAGGAGACCUUCAUGCUUGAUGAACCUCUGGAGCGAACCACAAAUAGCUCACAUGCCACUGGUGCUGCCCAAGCACCCCGUUCGAUGCAGUGGGCUGUACGUAAUACCCAGAACCAGAGAACUACUAGCACUGCUCCUUCUAGCACAUCUACCCCAGCAGCAAGUUCAGCAGGCUUGAUUUACAUUGAUCCAUCAAACCUACGCCGGAGCGGUACCAUCAGUACGAGCGCUGCAGCAGCAGCUGCAGCACUUGAAGCCAGCAAUGCAAGCAGCUAUUUAACAUCUGCCAGCAGUUUAGCACGAGCCUACAGUAUAGUGAUACGGCAGAUAUCUGACCUAAUGGGUCUCAUUCCCAAGUACAAUCAUUUAGUGUACUCCCAGAUCCCAGCUGCAGUGAAGCUGACUUAUCAAGAUGCAGUUAACUUGCAGAAUUAUGUAGAAGAAAAGCUUAUUCCUACUUGGAAUUGGAUGGUUAGUAUAAUGGACUCCACAGAAGCUCAGCUGCGUUAUGGUUCUGCAUUAGCAUCCGCUGGUGAUCCUGGGCAUCCAAAUCAUCCUCUCCAUGCUUCUCAGAACUCAGCCAGAAGGGAAAGGAUGACAGCCCGGGAGGAAGCCAGCUUAAGAACACUCGAGGGAAGAAGGCGUGCUACUUUACUCAGUGCCCGUCAGGGAAUGAUGUCAGCACGUGGUGAUUUCCUGAACUACGCGCUGUCUUUGAUGCGUUCUCACAAUGAUGAGCACUCAGAUGUUCUUCCUGUUCUUGAUGUCUGUUCACUAAAACAUGUAGCCUAUGUUUUUCAAGCGCUGAUUUAUUGGAUUAAAGCAAUGAAUCAACAGACAACAUUGGAUACUCCUCAGCUGGAACGGAAAAGAACUCGGGAGCUUUUGGAACUGGGUCUUGACAAUGAAGAUUCAGAACAUGAGAACGAUGAUGACACCAAUCAAAGUGCCGCACUUAAUGACAAAGAUGACGACUCCCUUCCAGCAGAGACUGGCCAAAACCAUCCAUUCUUCAGACGAUCAGACUCAAUGACGUUCCUUGGCUGCAUUCCACCCAAUCCUUUUGAGGUUCCUCUGGCGGAAGCCAUUCCCUUGGCAGACCAGCCCCACCUACUACAGAAUGCUUUUGUUAAUUUUCAGCCAAAUGCUCGCAAAGAAGAUCUGUUUGGUCGACCAAGCCAGGGUCUGUAUUCAUCUUCUGCCAACAGCGGGAAGUGCUUAAUGGAAGUUACAGUGGAUAGAAACUGCCUUGAGGUUCUUCCAACUAAAAUGUCUUAUGCAGCCAACUUAAAAAAUGUUAUGAGCAUGCAAAAUCGGCAGAAGAGAGAAGGGGAAGAACAAAAUGUGCCCACAGAAGAAUCUGAGAGUUCAAAGCCAGGGCCUUCAGCUCACGAUCUUGCAGCACAACUGAAAAGCAGCUUGUUGGCAGAGAUAGGACUGACAGAAAGUGAAGGGCCACCUCUCACAUCUUUCAGACCACAGUGUAGCUUCAUGGGCAUGGUUAUAUCUCAUGACAUGUUGCUGGGACGUUGGCGCCUUUCUUUAGAGUUGUUUGGUAGAGUAUUCAUGGAAGAUGUUGGAGCAGAGCCUGGAUCGAUCCUGACUGAAUUAGGUGGCUUUGAAGUGAAGGAAUCAAAGUUCCGCAGGGAGAUGGAAAAACUUAGAAACCAGCAAUCCAGGGAUUUAACACUGGAGGUUGAUCGAGACAGAGAUCUUCUAAUUCAGCAGACCAUGAGGCAGCUCAACAAUCAUUUUGGUCGCAGGUGUGCCACCACCCCAAUGGCUGUCCACAGAGUAAAAGUUACUUUUAAAGAUGAGCCAGGAGAAGGCAGUGGUGUAGCACGGAGCUUUUAUACUGCCAUUGCACAGGCUUUUCUGUCAAAUGAGAAACUGCCAAAUCUAGAUUGUAUUCAGAAUGCCAAUAAGGGUACCCAUACAAGUCUGAUGCAGAGAUUGCGAAACAGGGGGGAGAGAGAUCGGGAGAGGGAGCGUGAGAGAGAAAUGCGGAGAAGUAGUGGCUUAAGGGCUGGUUCUCGGAGAGACAGGGACAGGGACUUUAGAAGACAGCUUUCCAUUGACACAAGGCCUUUUAGACCAGCAUCAGAAGGAAAUCCUAGUGAUGAUCCUGAUCCACUUCCAGCACACAGACAAGCACUUGGAGAAAGGCUCUACCCUCGAGUGCAAGCAAUGCAGCCAGCAUUUGCAAGUAAGAUCACAGGAAUGUUGUUGGAAUUGUCCCCUGCUCAGCUGCUUCUGUUACUAGCUAGUGAAGAUUCCCUUAGAGCAAGAGUUGAUGAAGCAAUGGAACUCAUUAUUGCACAUGGCAGGGAGAAUGGUGCUGACAGUAUAUUGGAUCUUGGAUUGCUGGACUCUUCAGAUAAAGUGCAGGAGAAUAGAAAGCGACAUGGUUCCAGCCGCAGUGUCGUAGAUAUGGAAUUAGAUGAUACGGAUGAUGGGGAUGAUAAUGCACCACUUUUCUACCAGCCUGGAAAGCGAGGUUUUUAUACACCAAGACCCGGUAAAAACACAGAAGCAAGGCUGAAUUGUUUCAGAAAUAUUGGCAGAAUCUUAGGAUUGUGCCUGUUGCAGAAUGAGCUGUGUCCUAUCACGUUAAAUAGACAUGUAAUCAAAGUUCUUCUUGGCAGAAAGGUGAACUGGCAUGACUUUGCUUUUUUUGAUCCAGUUAUGUAUGAAAGCCUUCGGCAGCUUAUACUUGCUUCCCAAAGUACAGAUGCUGAUGCAGUGUUUGCAGCAAUGGAUUUAGCUUUUGCAAUAGACCUGUGCAAGGAGGAGGGUGGAGGGCAGGUUGAACUUAUUUCCAAUGGUGUAAAUAUACCAGUCACUCCUCAGAAUGUUUAUGAAUAUGUCCGGAAAUAUGCAGAACACCGAAUGUUGGUAGUAGCAGAACAGCCUCUGCAUGCAAUGAGGAAGGGUCUUCUGGAUGUACUUCCAAAGAAUUCAUUAGAAGAUUUGACAGCGGAAGAUUUCAGACUUUUGGUAAAUGGCUGUGGUGAAGUAAAUGUGCAAAUGCUAAUCAGCUUUACCUCUUUCAAUGAUGAGUCAGGAGAAAAUGCUGAGAAGCUUUUGCAGUUCAAGCGUUGGUUUUGGUCCAUAGUUGAGAAGAUGAGUAUGACAGAAAGACAAGAUCUGGUUUACUUCUGGACGUCAAGUCCAUCAUUGCCAGCCAGUGAGGAGGGAUUCCAGCCCAUGCCAUCAAUCACAAUAAGACCACCAGAUGACCAACACCUUCCUACAGCAAACACUUGCAUUUCUCGCCUUUAUGUCCCACUCUAUUCCUCUAAGCAGAUUUUGAAACAGAAGUUGUUACUCGCCAUUAAGACCAAGAAUUUUGGUUUUGUGUAGAUUAUAAAAAGUGUGUAUUGCUGUGUAAUAUUACUAGCUAAGUUUUGUAGAUUUUUCCAUUUGUCUAUAAAAGUUUAUGAAAGCUAAUGCUGUCAUACCCCUGGUGGUACUUUAAAGAUUUAAAUGCAAACAUUCCUGUACUAAAUUUGUAAUGUAAAGGCCUAAGGAGAGCUGGCAAUAUCUGAUUGCAACAGUUUGCUAGUCGAUAACUCCUUGGACUAACCCCAGCCAAAGAUGACAGCAGAACAAUAUAAUUUACACUGUGAUUUAUCUUUUUGCUGAGGGAAAAUAUGUAAAAUGUUCUGAAAAUUCACUGCUGCCUUUGUGGAAAGUGUUUCAGCAAAGGUUCUUGUAUAGAGGGAGUAGGGAAUUUCGAAAUAAAAAAUUAAGUAUGUUCUGUGGUUUAUUUUAACUUUUUUAUGGUGUUUAAUUUGUGGUUGGCUGCGGUUGUGUGCCAUGUAUAUUGAACUUGUAAAAAAAAAAAAAAAAAAAAAAGAGAAAAAAAGUUCCUGACAGCUCAGAUCCCAGAGUUGUGGUCGUUCACUUAUGAAACCACUUUCAUUGCAAUUUUUGCUCUAGCUGCAUUGAACUCUGGCACAUCAGAUGCCACCACUAAUAUUUUGCAUGUAAUCUGUACCUUCAGUGUUUUGGUUUUUUUUUUUUGUACAUAUGCUGAGGCCAAUGCACAGUAUUUCAUAGUUCACAAUCAACAUUUUGUAUCCCUGUUUCAGUGAACAGAGAGUUAGGAGAUUGUUCCACUACCAGUUCUAACCCAACACUUGUAACUACAUAAUCUAACUAUGUAAACUCAGCCUGGGCACUUUCUGGUAACUGUAAAAUGUUUAUAAGAUCAUGAUUAUCGAAGAUACUUUUUUGGAAAACCUUAAUGUUCGUGAGCAGCUUAACUUCUUUUGUAUCUAGCCUUUUUUUAAGUAUCUUGUUACAGUUUUUUAAUAAAGAAAUUACAGACAAAAUACCAAGUCA
Molecule: messenger RNA, 9727 nt
Organism: Gallus gallus (chicken)
Lineage: Eukaryota; Metazoa; Chordata; Aves; Galliformes; Phasianidae
Gene: UBR5
Product: ubiquitin protein ligase E3 component n-recognin 5
Exons: 60
Coding region: 281-8743 (2820 amino acids)
Biological process (GO): protein polyubiquitination; DNA damage response; regulation of double-strand break repair
Cellular component (GO): nucleus
Molecular function (GO): zinc ion binding; ubiquitin binding; ubiquitin-protein transferase activity
Source: RefSeq, a predicted model, not a curated record